AUGCCAAAAGAAUCAUGUCCUACUCCCAACGAUCCUUCGGACACGAAUCGAACCGACGUUUUGUUCCUGUUGGACUCGUCAAAUUCGUUCAACGAGCACAAAUUCAUGCAUGCCAUUCAGCUCAUCCUCGACACCGUUUCACAAUUCCGAAAUAUUGGACCCAACGGUACCCAGGUUUCACUUGUGCAAUACAAUUCUGAGCCAUAUCUCGAGUUCUCGUUGAGGAAGCACAACUGUAAACAGUGGUUGAUCGACGACAUCGCAGACACCGACUACAUGCAGGGCGGCAGUAUGCUGGGCAAAGCCGUUGAAAAAGUGUCUCGAUUUGCUUUUACGAAGAAUCGGGGAGAUCGUCCGGAUGCCGAAAAUGUUCUGGUGAUUCUGACCGAUGGACAAUCGGAUGAUCGGAUUCAAGAGCCAGUUGAGGUCGCCAAGAAACACAAUUUGACGGUGCUGGUGAUAGCAACUCUCGAGGCAAAUCCACAAUACCUCAUCGAUCUGGCCGGCAACAUGAACAACGUUUUCCAACUUCACACCGAUAUCAAGAACACGCUACCACACAAACUCGCUCAACGCAUUAACUCUAUUCAAGCAGGCAUACCUUACGAGUUCUCUCCGUUGGACACAUUCGAAGUGAAAGAUGGCCAUGGAAUGAUUACAAUCGCUUUACCCACUGAGGAAGAGGAAGAGCAAAGGCCGAUAAGCCUCAACGUGCCACCUGGCUAUGAGGGUGCGGUUGUGGUUAAAGGACAAGAGGAUAAAGAAGAGUGCAGAAAG
Messenger RNA from Ostertagia ostertagi, 777 nucleotides. The record is from the annotation of a GenBank genome assembly. Lineage: Eukaryota; Metazoa; Nematoda; Chromadorea; Rhabditida; Trichostrongylidae.